AUGAAUUUGUUAUCACGAUCUGUGAUAAUCUCAUCACUAAGCUUUCGUUUAAAUUCAACAACAUUACCAUCACUGAAAAAUCAGAAAUAUAAUUAUCGAGUUGGUAGAAAGCAGACAAAAAUUGUUACUGAUAUUAAAGAUGCUUUUGGUCGGAUUAAAUCUGGUGAUCAUAUAUUUGCACAUGGAAUGGCUGCAACACCAACGUUACUACUGGAAGGUUUAUGUGAUUAUGCACUAGCUAAUGAUUUGAAAAAAUUAACGCUACAUCAUUUACAUUUGGAGGGACCGAUCAAAUGGAUUCAACCUGAUUUUAGAAAUCGUAUCCGAUCAAAUUCUCUGUUUACUGGUGCAAAUUUAAGGAGGGCGGUUAAUGAUGGUCUAGCUGAUUUCAACUCAAUAUUUUUACAUGAAGUGCCUUUGCUUUUUCGAAGAGGAGCAAUUAAACUCAAUGUUGCUUUGCUAACUGUUUCUCCACCAGAUAAUUUUGGCAAUUGCACCUUAGGUACAAACGUGGAUGUUGCUUGUGCUGCUAUCACUCAAGCAGAUCAUAUCAUUGCAAUAUCAAACAAAAAUAUGCCCCGUACAUUUGGUGAUUCAAUUAUCCAUCAAAAUGAUAUUGAUGUUAUGAUUGAAAUGGAAUUUCCUUUAUAUGAGCGAGAAAUUAGCGAAAGUGUGACAAUUAAUGAAAAAAAAAUUGGCGAAAUCGUCGCAAAUAAUCUUGUGGAUAAUGGCGCUACAUUACAGACAGGCAUUGGCACAAUUCCAGAUUCCAUUUUAGCAUCCUUGACCAACCAUAAAGAUCUCGGGAUUCAUACCGAAAUGCUUUCAGAUGGAAUAUUAAAACUUGUUGAUUGUAAUGCAAUUACAAAUUCGAAAAAGACAGUAUUUCCUGGAAAAAUUGUGGCCACAUUUAUUCACGGAUCUGAUAAGCUUUAUCACUUUGUGGAUGGCAAUUCUGACAUAUUGUGUGCUGAUGUAGGCUGGGUAAACAACCCGACAACAAUACGAUUGAUGCCAAAAAUGACUGCCAUAAAUUCGGCUGUUGAAAUUGAUUUAACUGGCCAAGUGGUAGCGGAUUCUGUCGGAAGCCGUUUCCUUUCUGGUUUUGGCGGCCAAGUGGACUUUAUUCGAGGAGCAGCAAUAAGUGAUGAUGGUCUUGGGAAGCCUAUAAUUGCAUUUACUUCCACAACUAAAAAAGGCCAAAGCAGGAUUGUACCAUAUAUUAAUGAGGGAGCAGGAGUGGUGACAUCACGGGCUCAUGUCCACUAUGUGGUCACCGAAUACGGUAUAGCUCAAUUAUGGGGCAAAAAUAUGCGACAACGGGCGUAUGAACUGAUCAAAAUUUCACAUCCAAGUCAACGGGAGAAUUUGGAAAAAGCAGCAUUCGAAAGAAUGAAAGUGAUGCCAUCAUCGGAUUAA
Molecule: messenger RNA, 1419 nt
Organism: Acanthocheilonema viteae
Lineage: Eukaryota; Metazoa; Nematoda; Chromadorea; Rhabditida; Onchocercidae
Source: the annotation of a GenBank genome assembly